This is a messenger RNA of Dimorphilus gyrociliatus, 5043 nucleotides long. The record is from the annotation of a GenBank genome assembly. NCBI's taxonomy places the organism in Eukaryota, Metazoa, Annelida, Polychaeta, Dinophilidae.
AAGAUCAACAUCAGGUCACCAGCCCAGAGCCAAGGCGAGAGAUAAAUUCUGCCUUUAAAUCUAUAAAUCAAGACUAUUUAAGUGAACAUUCAAUUGACAAUUUCUGGAUGUUGGAUUAAAUAGAUCAUUAUACAGUGAUUUAUAACGAUAUUUCUACCGUAAUAUCGUCCAUGUAUAAGUAUCAAGCACAAGAAUGACAAUGUGACAGUUCACUAUGAAAAUUAGUGAAUAUUUUGGCGCAGCUUUACUAUUUAUUACUGUGGCCACGCAAUGUGAGAGUCUAAGUAAUAUUCAUAUAACUGGAACAGCUAUACGAUAUAGUCCAAGUUCUAAUGACUAUGUAGCUUUGGAAGAUGGAUUUUUAGUUGUGCAUUGCGAAGAAAAAUCAAACAGCAUCACUGAUGUUUUUGUCAAAGUCAAGUUGCAAUCUAAUUUUUUAUGUUAUGUGAAUGAAAAAUACCCAUUGUCCAAAAGUGUUUAUGAUGAAUGUAAUAAUAUUAUGAAAAUACGUGUUGAAGAACAUCCGGAAAGUGGUGGAUAUAGAAAUCUCAGCUUUGCCUUUCGUACCCCUUGGCUGAAUUAUCAGCCUCGGAAAGAUUGUAGACAUUGCAGGGUAUGUUACUGUGCGAAACCUUCCUCAAAUGAUUCUAGAGGGGUAACUCUAUCUCCUCUUAGUUGGCCAAAACCCGCAAUUAUAAAAAAAUGCUAUUUAUACGAUUAUUCUGAUAUUAAUUGUGAAUGGGUUUUUGCUCACAAGCAGGCCAAGGGGACACUAUUGCCGAAAUUCAACACUGUUUUGUCUUUUAAAGACAAAUACUCUGGAGUAUAUGAGCUAUGUACGACAAAUAUCGCGCUAAACAAUUGCACAACUGACAUAGGAAACUUCGCUCAAAGUUUUGCUCAAAAAGACUAUCGAUUAAUGAUACGUGCUGAAUUGCAUAUAAAGUUUGAAAUGAAUUUCCCUAAAAAUUUUGACCUGAGCUCUCUAAACAAAAAUAAUGUCAAUCUUUCCAUGGAUAAAGAAAAUUCUGCAGUAACAUUCGCCUAUCCUUUUGAAGACAAAUACGUUUACAAAUUAGGAACAAACAAAUUAAUUCCUGGAAAACCCAUUGUUUAUGAAUGUGACAACUUGAAGGAUCCAAUUGUCAAUAGCACAUCAAUGAUAGUACCUGUUCAACCAUCAAAAAAUUUUUUGAAAGUGAAGCACCAUUAUGAUGUUGAACUGAAUCUCUACUGCAAAUUAUCAACCAACGAAGUGGCUGAAUCUGAUAAGAAAACUGUAUACGUCAUCACUGGAAAUGAAGAUUCAUGUGGAUUCUGCAAAUUUGAAAAUUUAGCCCCUGCAACAAAUUAUAGCUUAUUCAUGUCGUUAAUUAGGGUUGAUAACGAAAAGGAAUAUGGUAAAUCUAGUGAAAACACUGUUUAUACUUUUAUAACGAACACAACAGAACCCGAAGCUUUACCAGAGACUUUUUAUUAUAUUCAAAAUGGUAUUAAACCUUCCGUAUCUGUCAUCUGGAAUUCCUUAAGCAGGAGACUAGCUGGUGGAAAAACUGUAGCAUACAAAAUUACAGAGAAACACUUAACGACAAUUCUUAAUGCUGAUAUCUCAUGUUCGUUUGAGGACCUAUAUUCUAUAUGUAAAUUUAUAAGAAAGGGGCUCGACAGCAGUAUUAGAGUUGAAAGUACAUGGAAGAGUGAUCUUAGUUUUAACUUUUCCUUAUUGAGAGAUGUACCAGAUCAAAUUAAUUUACCUGCAAAUUGGGCAGAAAGGCAGCCGGAAAAUAUUUUGCUAACAGCCUACGUUGAUCGUUCAAUGAAUAAUAAUAAAGUUAUAAUUGUAUGGUCACAUUGGGUGAUGAAUGCUACAGAAUACAUUUUAAUUUUGUGCCGAAAUCAGGACAGUUUUCUUAAAGGUUGCACAAAUAACAUGGAAAGUUUUAAGAUUCCUCGAAAUGAAUCUUUAUUUGAAUAUUCAAUAAAAAUGGAUUUAACGGAAACUGUUAUGAAUAAUUUUAGUGUUGGUGUUUCGGUAAAGUUUAAAGAUGAUUUUAUGUCUGGUUUGCUUUUCUCUCCUUGUGUGUUUAAGCAGAAAAAUUUACAUUUUAAUGGUAUGAAAGGAGAUAAUGCUAUUGAAAAUAUAAAGACUAAAAUUAGAGGGAAGAUUUUGCAUUCUAUAGUAAACUUGAAGAAAAAUCCAUGCGAACUUGAUAUAUUCUUUACUUAUGUUGUAAUUUAUUUUUGUGUUUCCAAGAACGAUGUUUGCAUAGAAGAAUGCCAAAGGAAAAAAUUUUGGAUUAAGAAUAAGAGCACUAUGACAUUUGAUUUAGGCAUUUCCUCCUCCAAGGAAGUUUUAUUAUGGGGUAAAGUUGGAUCUCACCUAGGUGAAUCAACCAAUUCAAGUAAUUACCAGAAAACAGCGAACUUUUCAGGUAAACUUUCCAACUGAUAUAUAUUAUAUACAAUGUAUGUUAAACAUAAAAAAGGAGCUAGAACAAUUAAUUACAAAUACUCUGCCUCAGAAACAAAAAUAGACAAACAUAAUGGUAGUUUUCUACAAGAAUUUGCGCAAUUUUUUGUAAGAAAGUAGUGCCAUCUGUAAGUCGAAUAUAUGAAUUUAAUGUAUGAUUUUCUUUGAAGGAAAUUGUAUAGUCUAGUAGCUGCUGAUAGGAUACUAUACAACUUACGUAAGAGAAUUCUGUAUUUUUUUAAUACCUUAUAUAAAUUUUAGUAUGUAAAAAUUAUUCCCAAUAGAUUAACGAUUCAUUUGCAAUAAAGAGAAUAUUUUAUAUAGUUUUCAGAAUAUAGCAGUUUUGUUUUGUUUCUAUUCUGUUAUAUAGUUUAUUAUAAUGUAAAAUGUUGAAUGGCAAUUUUUUAUUACUACAACUAUUAUUUGUAUUGUUAUAAUAAUUAUAUUGUUCUUUCCUCAGCCGAAAACUCAUCAAAGGCAAAUCUAAUUGUUCUCGGUAUAGUGGGCUCAUUGAUACUGGUAAUUAUUUUCAUAGUCUUAGCAUGGAAGUUAAGAGCCGCCUUUUGGAAAUUUGUACAUUUCCCGAUAGAAACGGAUUUUCCAGUUAUUUUGAAUGAGGUAUCUUCGAGCCAUCCGAAUGGUGAUGAAGCGGCGAACGCUGAGCAACCUAACCAAGGAGCUACUCCGCUAUUACGGAAUGAUGAAUCUGUAACUGAUGGAGACAAGAAUUCGCAGGGUAGUGGUUCGGAGACUCCGAUUUAUGUUGAGAUAAAACAUAACAAAGGAUCGAAUGGUUAUUUAACAAAUGAACCUGAGAAAUUUGAAGAUGUUAGAGAAACAGCCAACGGCUACUUGCCAAGAGACAAUGUACACCUUUUAGGUCCUUGUAAUCCAAAUAGGACUAAUGAGGUAACUUUAGUGAAAGGAGCCACUGCUUCUCCUAUUUCUACUGAUACAAUGCAGCUCAAUGUAGAGAAUGGUUCUACGAACGGUCAAUCUAGUCAAUUGGGUGGGAGUUCGGGAUCCUACGUUGACCCAUCCGUGUUAUUUUCAAAAGGAAAAUAAUAAGUAAUAAUUUGUUUACGUUAUAUAGAGUAUUAUUUUGUUAAUAACAAAAAUUCGUUACUGGUAUUGUUCAUAGAAAUCUUUGUGUUUUAACUUAAGAGAAAUGUUUUCCAACUGCUAAAUAAAACAGUUUUCAGUUAUUACUACUUUAAGAUGUCUUCUCGCUUUGUUUUCUUUCUUUGAUAAAUACAUAAAGGAACGUUUUGGUGUUUUUAUAUUUGUUUUCUUAAGUAUAUCAUCUAUAUUUUCCUUUCUGUUUUCUUCACUUCGCUCUCCAUUUCCCUUUCUUUAGUAUUAAUUGUUAUGUUUAUUAUGCUAAAUUGAAAAUUGAUAUUAUGUUCUUACUAGUCUAAAGGAUUAAUGAAAAUUUAACUUCAAUUUUUUAACCAGUUUUUAACGAUAUUGAAUUUGUAUGAUACAAGUGGGGAAUUGGGGAGAAUAACAGUAAUAGUUUAUAUAUAUAUAUAUAUAUCAAUUUAUAUUGAUAAUCUUAUAGCAGAACAAAUUGUAUAAAAUGAACGUACUGUAUAUAUGUGAAUAGUUAUUUAUUUGUUUAUUUAAUUACUUAUAAGUGAUGUAAAAUACAAAGAAUGAUUUAUACAUAUGUAUAUACAUAAUUAUAUACAUUCAUACAACAACAUAUCUUUUUGUUUGUUUGUUUAUUUGUUUAUUUACCAUAUUUUAGUUACAAUUGAAUAUUUGAACAUAAUUUUUAAAAUAUUACUUUGUGGAUAGUUGAAAUAUAUGCCCACAGUGUUUUUAGUGUCUUUUAUUUUUUUAUUUUGAAAUCUAUCGCAAGAUCUUGAUUUUAACCUUCAAGGUGAAUUCUCUUACUUAUAUUUGACUUACUUUUAGACCUUCCGGAUGUAAUAUAUAGGCAAAAUAUUUCUUGUUCAGUAAUAUAUAGGCUAGUAUACUGUACGGGAUUUUUGUGGUAACGAUCAAUAACAGAAAGUUUACAGGCUUUCAGCAGUAAAAUCGAUAAAUUUGUACUGAGCAGAACAGGUUAGUUGAACAGGUAAAAGUACACUACAUUGAUAACAAAAGCUACGUCUGUAGAAAUAAAGAUAUCAGGUCAUUCGGUACAGUUAUUGUUUACAACAGAAAAUACCACGUUUUAUUGUUACCUAUUUAUACAGGAUAUUGUGGAGGGACUCUACCGAAACGUAAUCAACCUUCAAACGCUUUCCUAUUGUUCUAAACUCUUACUUUUAUUGUUCAAACAUAUUUUCUAAUAAAAAGAGAUCCUACAAAAAAAUAGUAAUAAGUUGAUUUCAAUGAUACACUCAGCUUUCACUUUUUUAGUUAAUUAAACAAAUUGAUCUACACAAAUACUUAAGAACUAAAGAGAGAGAGAGAAAAAGAAAAAAUAGCCAUUCUUCAGCUACUACACCUUAAACACAAGUUUUUUAAUAUUUCUUUGCAGGCGGAUACAAUAUUCAAAUACGUCGAUUAAUACCUUAUAAAAAUGCCUUUUUUUAAGUCUCCGAUUCAAUUCGGGGGAAAAA